AUGCUUGUGGAGUUGACCCCCGAAAAGGAGGCGUCCCGUGUGGAGGCACGCGAGGCGGUCCUGGCGGCGAAAACGAUGUUGGCUGCUGUUUCAGGGGCUUCACUCCUUUCACGUGAGGCGUUUAUCAACAUCUGUGUGGAAGCAUCACUGGCUUUUCUGCGUGAAAAGAGGCGGCAGAAGAGCAACGGCGACCAUGACAACCGGCUGAAGCCAAAUGCUUCCCUUUCCCCACACAGCGAUGUGAAGAGGAGCAGCGGAAAGAAAUCCUACCACCAUCACCGCAGGGGAGGCAGCAGUGACGACAAGCGGAAUCACGCGACAAAAAUGAAGCGGCGACAUGACGCAUCAGUGAUUUACCGCAAGUAUGAGCAGGACGAAAGGGGAGAAGAGCAAAAAAAAGAAAACCAACAGUUAUCGCAGUUUAGCGAGGAGGAGUUGGGGCGUCUGCGGGAGUUAGUGGAACGAGAGUACGGCGCGUCACGUCAUGAGGAUGCGGUGGGAACAGGCGUUGUGGUCCCCGCACAAUUCACCGCCCUACCGCCCGCCAAGCUGGAGGCGGCUACAAUUAUCCGACAGGUGUUGGAAGAUCCCUACCGCCGUGGGGCCAUCUCCCGUCAGCAGUAUGCCGUUAUCGUACUCGCGGUGAUGGAGAAGUUGUUUCCCGAUCUUGUCACGGUAACGAAUGACGCAAUGGUGUCUUACCACAAAAGCCACAGCAGGAACCGUAGCAGCAGUGGCAGUAGUGUUGCCCAUGAUCGAACUGUUGAGGAGAAUGACGUUCAAAAUGGGGAGGAAAUUUUUAUGGAGGAGGAGGAAAUGUUUAUUUUGGAUCCUCCGCAGGAGCUGCAUGCCGCAUUGCGCCCUGAUGUGGCGGAGCUCACAAGGCAACUGACAGAGCGGGCCCUGCAACAUUAUCUCCAGCCUGACAACAACGCCCAUGAAAGACAAUUGGUGGGGGGCGAAGGCUGUCGUGGGGGAUGCGUCAUCAAUGACGUCAGUCCGCUUCCCCGCAACCCGUACGGCGCCAACAAGCCGCAGGAUUUCUACCAAGACAGCGCGUCCACGUCCAUGUCAUUUUCGGUACAGUUUGACGAUGCAUUUGAAGAACAGGUGGAAAAAUUGUGUCAGUUGCUUGAAAAGAAGUACGCACUCGACCUCUCCAGUGCACGUGCCGCCAAUAUUCAUCAGAGGGUCAGUGAAUCUCGCGAUCACGCCUCAAAGGAGGCGAACAAUAAGACAGGCAAGACUGAUUGCAUGUUUACAGUGAAUGCUGGGAGUCCGUCUUCCUGCAACGGUGAUUGCACCGGGGAAGCUUCUGCUGCUGCUGUUGCUGCGGCAAGGGAAAGGCGAGAAGAGCUCCUCACGGCGGCGCUGCACUAUCAGGAGGAGCUGUACCAGACCCAAACCCGCCUUAGAGGAAUCAUGCAAGAACUCUAUGAGACAGAGCACUCAAAAAAUGACUCCAUUGUUUGA
Molecule: messenger RNA, 1473 nt
Organism: Trypanosoma cruzi
Lineage: Eukaryota; Euglenozoa; Kinetoplastea; Trypanosomatida; Trypanosomatidae
Exons: 1
Coding region: 1-1473 (490 amino acids)
Source: RefSeq, a predicted model, not a curated record